Pistacia vera is the source of this 1095-nucleotide messenger RNA. Its product is annotated as CRS2-associated factor 1, chloroplastic-like. Gene Ontology annotation, biological process: Group II intron splicing. Gene Ontology annotation, molecular function: RNA binding. NCBI's taxonomy places the organism in Eukaryota, Viridiplantae, Streptophyta, Magnoliopsida, Sapindales, Anacardiaceae. The transcript has 5 exons. The record is from RefSeq and is a predicted model, not a curated record.
AUGGUUUGGUCCCGGGGAUGGUGGCACGGCGGAACGCUGCCGGAACUCGGCGAGAUUCUUUCUGAACUUUCGAGCGAAGCUGAUUUGGAGGAAGCUGCUCUAAAGAACGGCGAACCUGUAGCGUUUUGCUGCUGUUGUAGCUGGGACGUUGAGAGAAAGGUGAAUGAGUAUGGGUUAGAGAGGGCUCCGGGUUUGCGUUUACAGAGAAGAGAGCCAUCAAAGAGUGAGAGUGAUGAAAUGGAGGCUAAGGCUUUUCCUGAUGCCCUGUUUCAUCAGUUACUCCUAAAAUGGCUCGUCCAGACCAUGAAACCAAAAGCGGCCAAUCCAAAAGCCAAAGUAACUGUGGGUGAAGACGGCAUCUCUUACGUAAUCAAUGGAGCGCCAUUUGAGUUCAAAUACAGCUACAAGGAGACACCAAAGGUGAAGCCACUAAAAUUGCAUGAACCGUACGCACCGUUUGGGCCCACCACGAUGUCGCGAUCGUGGACUGGGCAAGCCCCAUUGCCCGCGAGUAAGAAAAAGUUGAAGGAGUUUGACUCGUUUGAAUUGCCGCCACCUAACAAGAAGGGAGUGAAACCAGUGCAGAAGUCGGGUUCCUAUUUGCCAGGAAGCGGACCAAGGUACGUGUCAUCGAGGGAGGAAAUUUUGGGGGAGCCCUUAACCAAGGAGGAAGUUGAGGAGCUAGUUCACUCGUGCAUCAAGUCAAACCGGUAGUUGAAUAUUGGUAGAGAUGGUUUGACACAUAACAUGUUGGAUAAUAUUCAUUCUUAUUGGAAAUGGAGGAGAGUGUGCAAGAUUAAGUGCAAAGGAGUCUGUACAGUCGACAUGGACAAUGUGUGCCAGCAAUUAGAGGAAAGAACAAGAGGGAAGAUAAUUUAUAGACGAGGAGGGGUGUUAUACCUUUUUAGAGGCAGAAACUAUAACUACAGGGCUCGUCCGCGUUUUCCUCUUAUGCUGUGGAAGCCUGCCACUCCUGUAUAUUCGAGGUUGAUUGAGAGGGCUCCAGAGGGUCUAACACCGGAAGAAGCUUCUGAAAUGCGCAAAAAGGGGAGGACUCUGAUACCAAUAACAGAGGAUCAAUCAGUGGUGGGUUGA